Molecule: messenger RNA, 795 nt
Organism: Dentiscutata erythropus
Lineage: Eukaryota; Fungi; Glomeromycota; Glomeromycetes; Diversisporales; Gigasporaceae
Source: the annotation of a GenBank genome assembly
AUGAAUCGACAGGAACAAGAGUAUAAACAAUUGUUGCAUAAUUUCGAAUGGGAAUAUAAGAAUAAAAGAGGUGCUGAAAUCUCACUCUCUCAGGAUAAAGUAUAUUUAGUAGAUGACUUAAGGGCUGUCCAAGAUAAAGAAAACUUUUCUAAUAAAACCCGGAUGAAAUGGAAGCAAAAAAAAUAUAUUCCUUGGCCUCUUAUACUCGAAGAAAUUAUAGAAGCCUUAAAAGAAGAAAAUGAUCACAAGUAUAAAGAUAUUGAAGAAUUAUCUGAUAUGAAACAAAAAGAUGUGGUGAUGGAUGAAUUUAUUAAAUGGCUAAAAGAUGACCAGAAAGAAAUCUCUAAGCCACAAGAUAUUAAUAUUAGCACAGAAGGAAUUGGUGUUGAAAAAGAUGAACAGGCAAUAAAUAUAGACAUGCCAAUAUAUAUUCUUGUCUUCCUUUUUACUAAAUUAACUUCUAGAAGAUGCCAGAAAUUGGUCUUUGUGAGAAAAACCCAGUGCUUCAAAAAUGAGUUCUUCCUCUAUAACUAUUCUACCCUAAAUGACCAUAUAGCAGCCCAGGAGCUCAAUUUAAAGGAGGCCGUAUAUUGGGUAUAUUUUUGUGGCUAUCCUUUAAUUGCUAAUGACACAAAUAAAUUAGUGAUUUUGCAAAAUCAGAUGCAAGAUAAAGUCCAACAAAGUGAAGCCCAGCAAUUAAUGACUUUACAAACUGGUAUCAACUUUGGGUGUAAACAAAAACUUGUAAAUGAUAAUGGUGUUCUUAUAGUACCUGUGGAAAUUGAGCUGGAUUAG